UGUAGACAAUGUCAAGCCCUAGCUAUGCUGGCUCGCUGCGACCCAAACGCAAGGGCGAACUCGUGGAGAUCGUCGAGGCGCUCGGAUUGGAUGCAGGGGAGCAUUCAAAGGCGGAAUUGGAACAGAUCAUCAGGGAGCAUAUCAAAUCGUCCACCGACGUCCAGACUUCGACGCAGUUCUCGGGUCUCUGGGACUCGAUGACCGAAUCUGGCUCUGCACGCUCUCGCCAGGGCAGGAAAUCAGAAGUGAGCUCCCCGCCAGAGUCGAAUGCUGCGGACAAAGUCUCAGCGGCGGUCAACGGCUACAUCUCUGACGCCGCGAAUGCACUCUCCGGAUCGUCGGUCGAGAAAGCAAUGGCGGACGCGAGCAGCACCGUGCAGCGUGUCGCAGGCAAAGUCGUCGAGUCAGGCUCGACUGAACUCGACAAAGCUUUGGCUACCAUCGACACAGAUACCCGUCAGGUUGCACGUUAUUACGAUCGCACUGCUGCUUCCAUCUCGGGCGUGGUCGCGAAAUACGCUGGCAAGGUUGGAGACGAUGCCGCCAAAUCCGCCGUACGCGUGCAGACUGGCUUGAGCAAUACUUGGAUCCUCAUUGUGCUCGGUGUGCUCAUCGAAGUCGCAUUCUUUGUCCUGAGCUCUGCGUCUUGGCACAAGAAGUAUUCUUUCGGAGGAUACAACUAUGCUUGGCUACCUCUGACACCCAACUUUAUGUUCAGUGUCACCUUGCCCGACAUUCUUGUGCUCUGGCAGUUCACCUUCAAACGAUUCUUUUCGCUCUGGGCACUCCUCACACUCGUUACGCCCUUGAUCGUGAGCAAAUUCAUCGUCUUCCCCUCGCCUCCAGAAUGGCUCGAUGAGGAUGGCAAUAUUAUUCCGAACGAUCGUCUCGAACGCGCUUCGCCCGUUACUUUCGCCGUCGUCAGGCUCGCGAUUGUCUACUACAUCAGCUAUAUUGCGCCACAAGCGCCUCUCGGAUGGAACUCGGACCUCAUCCAUCGAUUUGCUCAAGUACAAAUGCUCGUCUCCUCCGUCGUGGCCGCUCUGACAAUCUAUGGCGAUCUCGUCGAAGUCAGAGACGAAGUCGCUGCUGCCGAACUCGAGUAGACAUGCUCGCUCGCAUCAAGAUACCCCGCCGAGCGUCACAUCAGAAGGAAAACGUCGAUUUGCUACAACCACAAGAAGACAUUAAUCUGAUUCAAUACGUCCCAUGUUGUCUUUUUCUUUUCAAAGAAUGGAUCUCCCCCUGGUUAUGGCUCCGAAUGUGCAUCAUAUCGUGAGUUGUCGCAGCAAUGAAAUUGUCGUGCGAGGGUCGCCUUCGCUAGUAGCGAGCGAGGCUGCAUAUGGCUAUGCUGUUGAUGGGACAGGCACCGUCCAAGGCU
Mixia osmundae IAM 14324 is the source of this 1381-nucleotide messenger RNA. RefSeq lists its product as uncharacterized. The transcript is spliced from 5 exons. Bases 9 to 1106 code for a protein of 365 amino acids. NCBI's taxonomy places the organism in Eukaryota, Fungi, Basidiomycota, Mixiomycetes, Mixiales, Mixiaceae. The record is from RefSeq and is a predicted model, not a curated record. Gene Ontology annotation, cellular component: membrane.